AUGCAAGUGCAAGUACAGGAGAGCGAUGGAGUACGCGCCGAAGACUGCGAUCUGCGUGUGUACUACGAUAUUACCCGUACUGUAGAGCAGAUCCGACGUGGUGGAUAUAAGAAAAUCGCGCUGCAAUUCCCGGACUCGCUACUACCGGACGCUUCACAGGUGCAACAGGAGCUUAAGGACGGACUGACCGGCCAAUGGGAGCGCGUAUUUGUGCUUGGUGACACUUCCUACGGCAGCUGCUGUGUGGAUGAAGUGGCAGCGCAACAUCUCGUGGCUGACUGCAUCGUGCACUACGGACGCACAUGUUUGAGUGCGACGACCAAGAUUCCGGUGAUCUACGUGUUUGGCAAUGCAACGAUUGACGUAAAUGACUGUGUGCAACAGCUCAGCGAGUGUAUUGCCGGUGUGGAUGUGAUGAAGACGUUGGUGUUGCUGUAUGAGCCUCGCUUCCAUCAUGCUAGUAACGCAGUCUUCGAAGGUUUAAAGGACAAGUUUACGGAACGGAAGCUGGUGUUUGGGACUAUGAAGACAUUUUACGACCCAGCAGAGAAGGUGGAGGGGGUCGAGACGUCAAAUGCUGAUAAGAACUCUUCGGUUUUUACAGUUGGCGGGCAGGAGAUCGUGUUCGGCGAGGAUAACGUGGAGAUCACUCCGGAAACGUUUGCACUGCUGUAUAUAGGAGCGGAAUCAGCACAUCUCACUAGCAUUUUAAUGCGCUACAGCACUGUGGACUGCUUCUCGUACAAUCCGAACGUAAUGUCUACUCGCAAAGAGGGUGCGACGGUCAACCGUGCACUCAUGAGACGUUUUUUCCUCGUCCAACAAGCUAAGGAGGCACAGAUCUACGGUAUUUUGAUGGGCACACUUGGCGUCAACAAGUAUCUGGACGUGGUGCAUGGACUCCAGAAGCUGAUCAAAAAGAGUGGACGCAAGUCGUAUCUGUUUGUCGUGGGCAAGGUCAACGUGCCUAAACUCGCGAACUACGCCGAAAUCGACGCCUUUGUGCUCGUGGCAUGUCAACAGAACACUCUCAUGGACAGCAAGGAAUACUACAAACCCAUCGUGACACCGUAUGAACUCCAACUUGCUCUUUCGCCUUCCGAAGAGUGGGAUGGCCAGUACAAAACCGACUUCAGUGAGGUAAUACCGGCGCUAGAUCAGACUGCUCAAAGCGUAGAGCAAGCUGCCGAUGAUGAGGGUGAAGACGUGGACAAGCCAUUCUUCUCGCUGGUGUCAGGAACGUACAAGACAGCUUCCCACUCGACGCCCGUCGAUCGAGAAGCAACUACGUAUGCUCUCACGGCUUCGGGUGAGCCUGACGCAUCCGGUGCGUUGCAGGUCAAAAAUGAGCGAACAGAGCUGACCACGUAUCACAGUGAGGCCGCCGAUUACCUCGCUACGAGAGAGUACCAAGGCUUAGACCCACGCAUUGGCAAGACUCCUGCACACGCCGCCGUAGAGGGAAGCAUCGGUAUUGCGCGGGGUUACACUCACGAGACCGAAUAG
Molecule: messenger RNA, 1506 nt
Organism: Phytophthora infestans T30-4
Lineage: Eukaryota; Oomycota; Peronosporomycetes; Peronosporales; Peronosporaceae
Product: diphthamide biosynthesis protein, putative
Exons: 3
Coding region: 1-1506 (501 amino acids)
Biological process (GO): protein histidyl modification to diphthamide
Molecular function (GO): 2-(3-amino-3-carboxypropyl)histidine synthase activity
Source: RefSeq, a predicted model, not a curated record